UUUGGUUUCAUUUCGUUUCAUUACUUCUUCCCGAACAAGUAUCGCCUUGGAUUCUCUUGUGCAUUGAGAUUUCAGCCGCGUUAAGGCAACGACUCUAAGCACGUGGUUGACAAGCUUGACUUAUUGGUGCGAUUCUGGUCGCCAACUGGUCCCAUUAUGUAAAUCAAACCACGAGAGAAUGGGCAACAAGAAGGCAUGUCCUAUUUCCUGAGAGGCAUUCUGGCCUUCUUCUUUGUCAGACUUGAAAGCGCAAACUACGGGCAGCAUCAGAGCAAAGACGAAAUGCAUCGUCCCUUUAAGAAGAAGAAAACUAGUGCGUGCGGAAAUGCAGAAGAUGUUGAUACUGGCUCAUCUGGUUCGAUGACUGCAUCGACAGAAAUUAAUUCCGGUGGAUCUAGUUCGUCUCCGACAGAAACUAACAACAGUGCAUCUAGUUCGUUGACUGGAAACUUCUACGAAGUGUUCUUGAGCUUCAGAGGCUCAGAUACUCGAAAAGGCUUCACCGAUCACCUCUACAACGGGCUCCUCGAUGCCGGAAUUCAUGCUUUUAGAGACAAUGACAAGCUCCACCAAGGUGAGAAGAUCAAACCAGAGCUUUGGGCAGCCAUCACAAACAGUAAGAUCCUGAUCCCCAUUAUCUCCGUCAAUUAUGGUGCAAGCAGUUGGUGCCUGGAUGAACUAGUUCAAAUAAUGGAGUGCAAGAAUAAUAACGGGCAGAUAGUCUUGCCGAUAUUCUAUAAAGUGAAACCAGCUGAAGUGGGACAUCAAAUUGGGAGUUUCGGAGACGCAUUUCAUGAGCGCGAGAGGCGUUUGCGCAAGAGGUGUUUCGACCCAACGAUUUUGGAGAAAUGGAAGAAAGCACUCGAUGAAGUCAGCACAUUGAAAGGAUAUGAAGCAGAUGGGUAUGAAGCAAAGUUGGUGAAAUCGAUUGUCCGAAAAGUGUUGAGCGAAUUGAAGAAAAAAUUUGAGCUGGUUAUUUCUGAAAAUUUGGUCGGAAUUGAUAGUCAUGCGAAGGAGGUUAUGGAAUUUAUGGAUAAGAAAUCUCAUGCCACCAUAUUUGUUGGCAUCCACGGAAUGGGAGGCAUUGGUGAGACUACUCUUGCUAAAGCCAUCUACAACAAGCUCUCCAAUCAAUUUGAGCAUCGUAGCUUCAUUGCUGAUAUAAGGGAAUCGUGGAAGCGUGGCGUUCAUUACUUACAGAAUCAGUUAAUCUAUGAUAUAUUGAAGCUAGAAAAUGAAGUUCGUAAUGAGGAUGAAGGGACUAUGUUCAUCUCCUCCAAGUUUAAAGGUAAAAAGGUCCUCGUUCUUCUUGAUGAUGUGGAUAAUGUCGUUCAGUUGAAGCGUUUGGCUGGUAAUCGUGAUUGGUUUUUUUCGGGAAGUAGGAUCAUUAUUACCACUAGAAACAAGAGGAUUCUUGAAGAAGCUGGGGUGGACUACGACUAUGGCCAUAAGGAAAUGGAUGACAAUCAAUCUUUGAUUCUAUUUAGCAAACAUGCGUUUCGAAGGGACUCUCCUCCAAGGGAAUUUGAGGACCUCACUCAUGAGGUUGUAUCCAUCACCGGUGGGCUUCCCUUAUCCCUUGAGGUUUUUGGUUCAUUAUUUUGUGGAAAAGAGUCAACGCAAUGGAGAGAAACGAUAAAGAAGUUAAAAAAAGUCCCUCAUAUGGAAGUGCAAGAAAAAUUAAGAAUAAGUUAUGAAGCAUUAGACUGUCAACAAAAACAAAUAUUUUUGGAUAUUGCUUGCUUUUUCAUUGGCACUGACAAGAGAAUCGCAUUUUACAUGUGGGACGCCUGUGACCUUUUCCCAGGGGAGGGAAUUGAAAUAUUGAGAUUCAUGUCAUUAAUAAAAGUUGGAGAUCAUCAUGAGCUCAAAAUGCAUGACCAAUUGAGAGAUCUUGGUAGAGAAAUAGUUCGAAAGGAAAACGAGCGGCAACCUUGGUACCGUAGCAGGUUAUGGGACACCAAGGAAGCUGUGAAAGUGCUAAAGGAAAAUAAGGGAACGGACAAGACUGAGGCGGUUGAUCUUAGUAAAGGCAGCUCAGAAGGCUCCGACAAAACAACCGAGCGAGAUGGCGACAUUUACACAGAAGAACAAUUCAAAAAAUUGACGAGUCUAAGAUUCCUUCACAUGGAUGGGGCACAACUUAGUGGAGAUUUUAAAGACUCAAUGGAGGGGUUAAAAUGGCUUCGAUGGCAAAAAUGUCCCAUGAAUUUUGAAGUAAAAAAUUUUCAUGUAACGGAAUUAGUUGUGCUCGAAUUGCGAAACUGCGAGAUAAAUGAGAAAUGGGAAGGAUGGAGUUCUUUCAUGAUGGCAGAGAGACUCAAAUAUCUCAGCCUUACGGAUUGUGGAUUCUUGCAAAAUACGAUCUUCCUCUCCGCUUUUAAGCAUUUGGAGGUUCUCAUCCUCAGUCAUUGUUUGAGAGUGGAGCAGAUCCAUCCUUCAAUUGGAGACAUGAAGGACCUCCUUCGCUUGGAUUUGAAGGGGUGUUGGUUCCUUAGAAAGCUUCCAGCAGAAAUAGAGUCUCUGGAGAAUCUAGAGAUUUUGGAGAUUUCUGAAACCGGUAUAGAAAAAUUACCCAAGGGUAUUAGGAGGUUGAGAAAGCUUCGAGAGUUACGCGCUUUCGAUUGCUUCAGACUGAAAGGGGAAUUGCCGGAGAGCAUGUGCAAUCUUUCUUCCCUACAACGCCUUGAUUUUCUUCGCUGCGAACAGCUCCAAUCGUUGCCGGACAACCUUCCUUCCAACUUAAUGAUUUGAGCGUCACCUGGAAGCCGCAAAUUGCCCUCACUUUCCCACCUAACCCAUCUCAAGCGACUACGAGUUUGGUUCUGCAGAUUUCUCGAGUGCAUCGAAGUGCUUCCAUCAACACUAUCGAAGAAUUCAAAAUGCUCCCAACCGACAGACAUUGAAGAAUCAGAAUUACCACAAUCCCUAAACACUCCCUUCGAGUUGGAAUUCUUGGACGUUUGGUUCUGUCGAUCUAUUAAAACAGUGGACGUUUCACAGUUUAUCCAUCUAAGGACAUUAUACGUCGUUGAUUGCGAGAAUCUAGUUGAAGUUCGAGGUCUUGAACUUGACAAAUUGAUAUAUUUGGAAAGCUUGACUAUCUAUCGGUGCGGUUCAAUUGAGAGGCUGCUCCUUCCAAAAUCCAAGAGCCUGAAGAAAUUAUAUGCUAAAGCGUGCAAGAAAUUAGCCGAAAUUCAAGGCCUCGAUAGGUUGGAGUUUUUGGAAAGCCUGGAUGUCUCUGCGAGCGUUUCAAUUAAAAGGCUAGACCUUCCAAAAUCCGGGAGGCUGAAGAUAUUAAACGCUCAAGGCUGCAAAAACUUAGCCGAAAUUCAAGGCCUCGAUACGUUGGAGGUUUUGGAAGAACUGAGAAUCGGUGGAUGCGAGUCGCUCCAAACAAUUCCAGAAUUAUCUGGUGUGCGGAUUGAUCGAAAUUUCGAGGAAUCAGACGAGGAAUCAGACGAGAAAUUAGACGAGGAAUCAGACGAUACGUACGACGAGGAUGAGUCAAUAUAAUGGAAAUGAUCCACAUUUUCUAACGAAGGGUACAUAAAGCAGGUAUUCGGGGGAGAUGUUCAUGGAAGUCAAUGUGUGCUUUGGCAAUAUGAUUCUGCUUAUCAUGCCAGCAAUGGAAAUAGAAGAAAAGGCUUUCUAAGCGCAUCAUUUGUCAUUAGUCUUUCGG
Molecule: messenger RNA, 3682 nt
Organism: Syzygium oleosum
Lineage: Eukaryota; Viridiplantae; Streptophyta; Magnoliopsida; Myrtales; Myrtaceae
Product: disease resistance protein RUN1-like
Biological process (GO): signal transduction; defense response
Molecular function (GO): ADP binding
Source: RefSeq, a predicted model, not a curated record